This is a messenger RNA of Haliotis rufescens (red abalone), 6034 nucleotides long. Its product is annotated as E3 ubiquitin-protein ligase ZNRF3-like. Lineage: Eukaryota; Metazoa; Mollusca; Gastropoda; Lepetellida; Haliotidae. Gene Ontology annotation, molecular function: ubiquitin protein ligase activity. The record is from RefSeq and is a predicted model, not a curated record. The transcript is spliced from 9 exons. Gene Ontology annotation, biological process: ubiquitin-dependent protein catabolic process. Bases 153 to 2675 code for a protein of 840 amino acids.
ACUCUCCAAAGGCUUUGAUGCACGCCGCCAUUGACUGGUAUGCUAGCUUACCGCUAGAGAAGUGGCGAGAGAGGGUGCGGGUGUGUAUAUGUCGAUAGGAGACUCAGGGAAGCGAUGUCCCGCGUCCUAAGCUCCGGAGACGUUCCGGGAAGAUGAAUCUGGUUGUCUUGUUGUUGUGUAUGUUAGUGGCAUCGCGUGGAAUGACACAAAACACUGGAAUUCUGGAGAUAGUACUGUUCAAUUCUGUGGAAAAUGGCGAUUACAAGACGAGAUCGUACCGACUGAAUGGAGAAUUCUCAGCUGCAGGUGCCCGAGUCAGCGCUGAAGGACAGCUGAUGCAGCUGCACCCUUUGGGCCUAUGUAAUACGCAGAUCUACGAUGACGUGUACGACUUCGGCUGGGUGGGCGUGGUCAAACUGGAGGAGCAUGAGCCAAUCAAAUGUCUCUCUGUUGUGGGCAAGGCGCGGCGGGCCAUACAGCGUGGAGCUACAGCUGUCAUCUUCGACGUCUCCGACAGCCCCGAUGCUGCUGCUGAGCUUGAGAGUGUGGUGGAGCCACUUCAUCGGCCGGUCAUCAUCAUCCGUGGGCGUGAAGCUGCGAAGCUGAUGAACAUUGUGAACACACAGGAUCAGGCCCAGCUGCGUCUCAUCUACAGUCCAGCAGACAAGGAGGAAAGAGGCGUGGAGAUCAGCCGGAAGGACUAUUUCAACAUGGGCAUCUUUGUUGCUGUGUUUGUCAUCUUCUCCCUCAUCUGUGUCUGUGUCAUCCUCAAGGUGAGAUGGAGAAACCGGGAACGUCAGCUGUCCAUGACAAACCUUGCCAAACGAGCUAUUGCCAAGCUAGAGACGAGGAAGUACAUCCCAAAGACGACCAAACACAAACACGUGCACACACCAGACUCUGACUCCAGCCUGCAGAGCUCUGCCUCGGAGAGUUGUGCCAUCUGUCUUGAAGGAUACCAGGAGGAACAGGUUCUGCGAGUGUUGCCAUGCAACCAUGACUUCCACCGAAUAUGUGUCGACCCCUGGCUCCUCAACAAGGGCACCUGUCCCCUGUGCAAGGUCAACAUCACAGCACAAGUCGAACUUCCUCCAAGUGAAGUAUCGGGUAACCAUGACAACAACACACAGAAUACUGGGUAUUCCAUCGUCUCACCAAGCGGUCAGAGAAGCAACUACAUGCCCCUUCAGUAUCCCCCCCGAGACCUACCCCCGGCGCCAGUUCACGUCAUUCCCAACCAUCAUCCCCUACUACAGACCACCUGCCCCUCGUGUGAGGGAACAGUCGGGUCGUCCCAGUCAUCCACCGACUCCUACCUGCAGCAAGGUUUUAACACUCACACGGAACACUACUACCAAAAUAUAGAUUGUAUUCACAGUAUUCCAGAGAGGAAAAUGGUGGUUGGAUCAUACAGACGUUCGGUCGGGCCGUAUUUUCCAUCCCGAAUGUCCACCACCCAUGUAAUGUCGCCAUCUUGCCAAGGUCAGUGUGGGUAUUCUCACCGGGCUGGUCCUCGUCGACCUUUAAUUUUGCCAGUGCCACAUAGUGUGCGGCGUGCAUGUGAAAGUGAGGCUGAACGUGAAGCUGUACGAGCUGCGAGUAUUGUGGCGGUGCGGGGCAGCAGUAGCUCGGACCCUAACCCGAGCGACACAAGUCUUGAAUGUGAUUGUUGUAAGCAGUCAGCUGGGUCGACUAUGUUUGACAGCAACAGAAGCACGUACGGUAGUUCGGACAAUAAGGACUCAAGUGAUGUGAGCAGUUACGAUUCAUACUUCUACCGAGACCACAGUCCCCAAAGCAGUGGGGAUGAGAAACAUCAUCUGCCAAAUGAGACAAAGUUACCUUCUGUCCAUGUCCGACCAUCGUGUGGACUAGGUCGUGGGAGACGGGAAUCAGAUCAUCGGGAAGCUGCUCAGAGUCAUACGUGUCGGUCACGUGACAAAAACAACCUUGACAUUGUGAAACGAGAAAAAUGUGCUCAGGAACGUGUGUGUGAUAUGUGGCGGAAAGUUCACAACUCUGCUCCAUGUAAUCACAAAAAGUCGGACACUAGUCAUAUUCUCGUCAACACUCGGCCACAAGGGGGCGCUGGAGCAGCGCCCUCUGUCUGUCGAAGACAUAAAUCAUCUGUGAUAUCUAUGCAGAGAAGUCGAACCUUCUCAUCAUCUCGGGAUUUUCAGUCAGGGGUCAAGGUUGGUUCGACCCUUGACCCUCAAGUGUGUAUACGACAACAUCGUGUUAGUGCUCCAUCCCAAACGUUUAGAGAUAGUGCAAUUACAUCCUCCUAUACUCGCACACACAGUGGUGGGAUGCACUACUCCGCUACACGCCGCUAUUCUCUGUGUCUCGACUGCAAGGGAGGUCACCAGGGUCAUGUAGCUUUCCGUUCUAGGAAUUCUCAUGCAUUUAGCCAGUGGAAUAGCAGCGGGUCACAUGGUGCUAGGAGUCGACCCAAUCAGUUAACAGUGUGUUCCAGCAGUAUACGGGCCGAGCGAGGUUACUCAAGACUGGUGCGACCGAUGCCAUAUCGGCCUGUGGUCUGUGAGAUGUGUCGCCGACUCACCCAUGUGCCAGUGCCUCGACGGUCCGUGGUGCUGUACACAGAGCCACAAGGUGCUUUCAUCACAAUCCCUCUCGGCGAGAAAGAAAAGUACGACCCUGAGAAUGGCGUGUAGAACAGUGGACACUCAUUACAUGUUACAGGGAAUUGUUGUUAUUGUUUAUGUUUGUUACCAUGGUUACCUCAUUACCUCAGUCACAUGGUCAGUGUCAGCACUGCCCCCUAUGCAGUGAUUGGAUCAUUUUUUGGUGUAUUUUACGAGAUCGCAUUUACUAGGUCACAGGGCUCAGAAUUGUUAUUGAGAAAACAGAUAAACAGAAGCAUGAUGUUACAUUUGUCUGUGCAAAUUUGUCUGUGAAAUGUAAUGGCUUUGGGGUUUGUGAAAGUUCUGAUGUUUUUCUCUCAAUUUAUGACAGUGUAUGAUAUUGGAUUUGCGAACUUGCAAAGUUGCAACGUUCUCUUGCUAUGUGAAGGGCCAUUAAUCUGAACUACAGGUCAGACCAUUUGCUUUUCUAUGUGGGGUGUGUUACCAGACUGGGAUAUUUUCACAAAUAAAUGCGUUCCUGAUAAUAAUGGACAAAAAUAAUGUGGCAUCAGGUUUUACAAAAAAUGUUUGAAUGUACUGAAAAAAUAAUUGUGUUAAAGAUAAAAAAAAUUUAAUCUGUUCUGGACCAAGAAAGUGUAUGUUUCGAAGCAACGAAAUUCCAGGCACCUCUGCCCGUACUCCCAGAAUACUGAAUGGUCAGCCCCUACACAACCUCACAUAAACAAAUAGUGGAUGCGAUAUCAGCUAUAUUGUUACAUGUGGGCCUUCCUGAGAUUUGUGAGACAUCACUUCAAGCAGGAUUACAUUGAUUGGAUAAAGAACGACACAACCUUUCCCCAUGUCUUGUCCUAAUCACCAAUGUUGCUGUUGUGUUCACCUUGAUGUCAUUGUAUUUCCCCAGACAAGGCUUUGACCUGUGCAUUUAUGUGAUAUAUUAAUCAAAUUUGUGAUUAGCAGAUGAAUUGUUAUUGACGGAGCAGAAGCACUUGUUUUUGUUGUGAAUGAGAAGUAUAUGGUUUCCAAGGUGAUGCUUUUAAAGAACAUAAAUCUUAGUCCUAAUUACAAUUUUCAGUUUGAAAAAACUGCGGAAUAGGACUUGACGAGAAAAUCAAAUGUUGAACUAGUCUACCUUGACUUAGUUAAACAGAUGAUGUCUCAUUCCUUCUUGACAAUAUGGCUUGUUCCAAAAUGUUAGUUCUUAGGAAAUGUUAUUAAAAAACACACAAAUACAUUCUACCUCACUAAUGAUAAAUAUUUGAAUGAAAUUAUAUGAUUAAUUUAAAAUGGGCGAGGAUACAUCAGUACAAUUAUUCUCGUUUUGAAUCUCAACUUCAUUCUUCAGUGAACGUUAAGCAUUAGGGAAUAGCAGAGUGGCUAAUGUGAUUAUUAAAUUGAGAGCUAGGAAGCCUUGAAGACUUGGAUCUUCCUUGAAAUAUAUUUAGUGCACUUCGGCCAAUUCAAGGUAAUUAAAGUCCUGGUUCAUAGAUCUGAAAUAUUUUUAUUACCUUUUUCUGAACAGCCAGAUAAGGGAUUUGCUUUGAGAUGAUGUCUUUGAAUGUUGAGUAUUCAGGAAUACAUGUGGAUUUGUAAUGGGAGCGAAGCUACAGUGUAGUGUUGUGUAUCUUGUGUUACCAAGGCCACACAGUGUCUGACCGGGUGAGAGACAAACCAAGCAUUGAAUAUACACUAAGUAGAUGCACUGAUGAACUGUAGACACCAGGGAUCUGACAGUUACUCAAACACAAGGUCAGGUUUAAAGGAUAUUGGUACCUGACCAGGGGAGAUAACUCCCAUCUUCACUUCUCGUAGCACCCUUGUUUGCAGACCUAGAAGAGAAAUGGUAGUAUAUGGAUGCAUUUUGAUUUAUUUGUUUAUAAGGAAAAAUAAUAAUUGAUUCUCUCGCUUAAUAUGGUCCAAAUCAGGAACUCAGGUACAGGUUAGGAUUUGAGAAACUUAUGUCUGUCUACAGUCAAUCUCAUUAUAAUCAGAUCUUAGAUCUAGCUAUCGCUAAACAAAGAUCUGAGGACAUCCCAUUACGGGUCACGUCAGAACUACCUUUCAUCCGACCAAUCAAAGCGUCGCGUACCAGAUCAUGAAAGAGACAUUUUCUAAUCAUGCAACCUCGAAAACAUUAACACAGGGUAUUCCAAACGACAGAUACGGCCCGUACAACUGAUUGCGUCAAAAUAUCGUCUAUCUCUUGGUUCUGUGGGAACAACAUUUGAAUGGAGGAUGCGUUGCACAGUACGUAUGAAGCACUGCCAUACACUCUCAACCAUAUAUUAGACAUUAAGGAAUGUUCGUUUGUUCAGUUUUCAAAAUAUUAAUCGAGAACUGUGUCAAUAUGUUUUUCAAGCGUAGACAGAAAUGGAAUUCGCUUGGUUGAAACGAGUGCCGUCAAGCUCGAGAAAGCUGCUUUCUAAUUGGCUGAUGUCGACUUGGCUAAUGUCAUUUCUGUCGUCGGUCAAAGUUCCUGAAAGGUCGUCAUGACGUGACCCGUAAUGGGAUGUCCUCAUAUCUUUGUUUAGCGGCAGCGAGAACAUAGAUCUGAUUUUAAUGAGAUUGGUCUACAGUGAUGUGGACAACCACACAAAAUAACUGUAGCUGUCUUAAUUCGAUCUUAAAAAGACGAAUGGGAAUCUCUUACUGGACAGGCAAGGGUGGCCCAGUUGUCUCAUGCCACAAUUCGUUGUGCAGAAUUGUGUCCCAUGGGCACACCAGAAUCCUAUGAUCAUGGGUUCGAAAUCCCGGUUCAUGUCGAUUAUGUUUCUAGGUUUUGUCUGCACCAUACCCAUGCUAAUGUGUUUCACCAAAGUGGUAAACAUAUUAGGCCUGCAUUACUUGGGGCAUUCCUACCACAGCUGACAUGCAUUGAUAUAUAACUGGAAUACUGUUAAAAGCAGCAUUAAACCCAACUCACACACUGUAAGACAAAGAUUACCAAAAAUUAAAACCCUAGUCUAACAAGAUGUCCCGACAUUAAAUACAUGACUCUCACUGUAGCUCUGCUCCCUCUCAGCAUGACAGAUAUGGACUAAAAUGCCAGUCAGGGCUGGUGGUGUUCAACACUCUGCCCAAACUCUGUAUAUUCUUGAUCUUGGUUCGAUGUACCUCCUAUCUGUGCCAGUCUUGCCGACACGCCAGUCACUAUUGGGCAUUUUGAGAUGGUAUUUAACAUGUUGAAGGGGUGCUCAUAUUAGGUUUUAUGAUUUCAUAGAAAACAUUGAUGGUCAUGUAGCCCAGAGGUAUAGUUGGUUUUGUCAUGCCAAAGGUCCGGGUUCAAUGCCUCACAUGUGUAUAACGUCUGAAGCCCAUUUCUUGUGUCACUACUGGGAUAUUGCUAAAAGUGGCAUCCCUCUUACUCACUAGGGGGGGGCAUGGGUGGCCCAGUCGUCUAAGGCGCCACGAUUUGCUGUGCAGAGUUACGU